Acanthamoeba castellanii str. Neff is the source of this 327-nucleotide messenger RNA. RefSeq lists its product as uncharacterized. The record is from RefSeq and is a predicted model, not a curated record. The transcript is spliced from 3 exons. NCBI's taxonomy places the organism in Eukaryota, Discosea, Longamoebia, Acanthamoebidae. The annotation marks the transcript as partial.
GACCGAGUGCGUGGCCGAGCAGCCCACGCCCCUCGAGGUCAUCGCCAUCGACCACCUCCCGUCCCUCGUGCCCCGCAAGGAGUUCGGCGAUCUCAUCGUGGAGCACAUCCUCCAGUUCGAUCAGACGCCCGUGUGGAGCCGAGCGCUGAAGUUGUUCGACGAAAAGGUGCAGCCCUUCCUGCCCCCGUCCCCGAGAGCCGCGGCAUGAGCCGUGAGCUACCAACCUUUACAUGGCCACACAAAAUACAUGAAAUACGGGCGAAAUUACGACGAUAUUAUGCUCGAGACCAGAUCAGUGGGACGCCCCCUGCGCUAGCUGUGGCGUAG